AUGACUGAAAGAAAUGAUAAAAAUGUAGAGGGAACAGCAAUCAACGAGCUGACCUCUAAAAUUUUUAAUCGAACGCCGAGUGGUUUAAUAUUCUCAGAAGACUUGAAACGUAUCUACUCGAUUUUGCUGAUUUGUUUGGAUUUGUGUGAAAAUCCAAAGGCCGGUCAGAACAAACUUCUGCCAAAUUUCAUUAAGAGUUAUCCUUUUUCUUUUCAUGUUCGAGAGGCCAUUACCAAAAUGGAACACUUACCGCUGAAUGUUACUAUUGGUUCAGCAAGUAUAAAUAUCUCAUAUUCAAUUCGACCUGAAUUGGCUUAUAAGUUACUAGAAAUUUUUAUGGAUGCCAAGUUAUUGCACGCACCAGCAGACAGGACACGAUCCGAACCAAAAGAAAAAGUUUUACUACAGCCAACCCCAAAAGGUGUUGCAAUACUUCAAAGGUAUGUACGACAAGCAGGACUAAAAGACUGGCCACCCAUUUUAACUUCCGAUUUCAAUUCGAUGGAAUUAUUCGUUUUCGAAAGAAGUUCUAUGACGGAUGCGAUAAUUCAAAGUAGUUAUUUUAUCUCAGUUUUGUUCACUAAGAUGAUGGGACCAUCACCUAACAUCUGGACUCCAACAAAUCCUCCAGAUAGUUUACCCUCUUUGAAUAAGUUGUUGGAAUGCCACGAAGAUUAUUUUUCUUUCGAAAAUCUUAAUAAUCAUUGGGACUCGAAGCUUAAUAUCCCGCAAACAGCUCCUGCAAACCAUACUGGCUCGAUCAGAUAUACUCAACAAUCUGAAAAACUGCAAAACGAAAGUAGAUUAUCUCCAUUUGCCCAUCGUUUCUUCACAAACCCUGAUUCUACCGCUCAUAUUCAAUACUACGUUUCAGACUGUGGUAUCAGAGUUUUCAAGUCGCGGCUUUUUGGCGAUAGAAAGCUUUUGGUUGAUUACACUUUUACAACUAAGGCAAUCUGGCAGUGGCUGAUGGACUGUACUGAUAUAUUUUACCCCAAAGAAGCGGUAAUUCUCGCAUCGUACUUUCUAAAAAAUGGCCUAAUGACACAAGUACCUUCGAGAUCUUCAAAAAAUAAUAAGUUUUUCAUCUCCUCCAAUAGCUUCUAUACGUUAACGGAACUCGGAUGGAACAUUAUCCAAUGGAAUACAGAAUUAGGUAUAAAAGCAUGUAUCCAAACUAUUGAUGGAAAAGUUGAACGUCAAAUCCCAAAGAUGAUAGAGACUUUUCGAGAUUCUCGAGUUUAUGGAAGAUCUUUUGAAUCUGAACAUGCUAUGCAUGUUUUCAAUUCACCUAUGCCAUUAGACUUAAAUCAGGUGUUGAAAGAUCCUGGUAUGAGAUAUUUAUUCAGGAUUCAUUUAGAAAAAGAGUUCUGUGCUGAGAAUCUUGAUGCAUAUAUUGAAAUCAAGAAGUUUUCCAAGAAAAUGACAGUUUUGAGAAACUUGAUUGAAACGCGUGCAUUAGGAAAGGAAGAUCAUCAAACCUCUCAGAAAUCGAAACAUUUCAGCAGCCUCUUGAUUAGCACAGUCAACAUUGCACUUAUCAACCAUGCAAACGAGUGCUUGGAAAUGGCAUAUCGCAUUUUUUCAUCGUAUAUUGCCAUCGGGUCAUCCUUUCAGCUGAAUAUCGAUUAUUCUCUACGCGAGUGCAUCACUGAAGUCGUCCUACGUCCUCGAUCAAUCCUCGAUGUGCCAAAUGUUCACGCAUUCGCAUCUUGUAACUCUUUACAGUUGAACAGUUGCAGCCAGAGCGGAUUGUCUACAAUCGUGUUACCCGCGCAGAGCCCUCGAGAAAUUAUUAGUCAACCUGGCAGGAAAAAGUGUAACACUUCACUUUUCAAUUCUAAAUUCAUUUCGAUUGGAGACAAUGAUGUCUCGAGAACGGCAGGAAAACGGUCACUUGACAUUCUUCAUGAGAACUCAUCUUCAAAUGUUCAAAAAUUACCUGAUACUUUGAGAAUCCUAAAAGAGCUAUAUCCACUGUUUGAAAGAGUUAGUAAAAGGCUGUAUCGACUCAUGAAAGUCGAUUCAUUUCCAAAAUUCAUAAACUCUAAGCUAACCCAUGGAGCCUUCUCUUGA
Lachancea fermentati is the source of this 2076-nucleotide messenger RNA. Lineage: Eukaryota; Fungi; Ascomycota; Saccharomycetes; Saccharomycetales; Saccharomycetaceae. The record is from the annotation of a GenBank genome assembly.